This is a messenger RNA of Daldinia childiae, 975 nucleotides long. RefSeq names its product putative f-box domain-containing protein. Lineage: Eukaryota; Fungi; Ascomycota; Sordariomycetes; Xylariales; Hypoxylaceae. The transcript has a single exon. Gene Ontology annotation, molecular function: protein binding. The record is from RefSeq and is a predicted model, not a curated record. Bases 1 to 975 code for a protein of 324 amino acids.
AUGGUUGAAGUUCUCCGUGCGCCGUCCCUGGGACAGCCACUAUCACCAGGUUCGUCCGACAUGAUGGAUAUCUCAAGUAGAUUCCUCAAUGUGGACCUCGGUCCAGCCUCGGAAACAUCAGUGGUGGUAUUGCAGCAGCAGAAGGUGUCUGCAAAGGAAGCUGUAGCUAGGAAUGGCCUUCUCUGGACGCCUCGACGUGCUUUUUCCACAACUGAUUAUCCACCCUCGGUUAAUUCGUCCAUCGUCCUGCAGAGACAACACCGUCUACCCACCCCGCUUGCUACACCAAGAGAGUCUACGGAGACAGACUCAUACUUCGAGUUCCACCCUCAUGUUGCGACUGCAAAGCCGCAGCUCGCAGUUUCUCCGGUCGUACUCACUCCGCGAGGCACGAACCAUGUCCAGCCUGCACGUCCACCCAUGCCAGCACAGCUAAGGUCAUACUCAGUGACAGACGUCGAGCCAGUCCCAUUUACACACCAACCGGGUGUAGCCCUUACCAUAGAGGAUCUCCCCCCUGAGCUGCACUACGCUAUCUUCGACUUUUUGGAUCCCAUCGACAGCACGUGCCUAGGGUUGACAAGCAAGCAUUUCUACUCCAUCCACGAGCGGAUGCACGGCAAAGUGUCGUUGUCAGCUAGGCGAGAGGGUCCUAACGACAUGGAGUGGGUGUGGCGGAACGCACUUAUAUCGGGUCCGUUCGUGGCUAGCAGCGGAGUAGGCAAGCAGAACUCGCUGGCCCUGUUGUCCCCACGGGGCCAGGUAUACUGCCGCAAGUGCCGCACAGCACGCUGUGAGCUGCACAACCACAUCCGCGAAUGGGUCGGCGGCAACCAGGAAUAUUGCGAGGUAUCGCAAAAGUUUGGCGCCGCCGCUCCUGAGAAGGCGAGGGCUUUCUGUUACCGGAGCUCUCCGAGACACCCACACCGUUGCGGGAGACACACACGACAGCAGCGGCCCGUUCGGCUCGUGUAA